AUUUUAGUCAAAAUAUCUUUUGUUCGAAAACUUCAUAGCUCACCUACUCCCCUUAUCGUUUAGAUCUCGCUUUUACCUACAGAUUUACAUUUCUUUAGCAAUCCAAAUCGUCUCAGUAUGGCGACGGGGAAUCCUUUUAAGAGCAUAUUGAAAACUCUCGAGAGGCCCGACGGUGGUGAAUUUGGCAAGUACUAUAGCUUGCCUGCUCUUAACGAUCCUCGAAUCGAUAAGCUUCCAUAUUCCAUUAGGAUACUUUUGGAAUCGGCUAUUCGUAACUGCGAUGAGUUUGAAGUUAAGAGUAAGGAUGUUGAGAAGAUUAUUGAUUGGGAAAAUACGGCACCGAAGCAAGUUGAGAUUCCGUUUAAGCCAGCUAGAGUGCUUCUUCAGGAUUUUACUGGUGUUCCGGCUGUUGUUGAUCUUGCAUGUAUGCGAGAUGCUAUGAACAAACUUGGUGGUGAUUCUAAUAAAAUUAAUCCAUUGGUUCCUGUUGAUCUUGUUAUCGAUCAUUCAGUUCAGGUUGAUGUGGCAAGAUCAGAAAAUGCAGUGCACGCAAAUAUGGAACUUGAGUUCCACCGGAACAAAGAGAGAUUUGCUUUUCUCAAGUGGGGUUCUAAUGCUUUCCACAACAUGCUUGUUGUGCCACCUGGAUCAGGAAUUGUUCACCAGGUCAAUCUGGAAUACCUUGGAAGAGUUGUGUUCAACACAGAUGGGAUGCUUUAUCCUGAUAGUGUUGUGGGAACAGAUUCACAUACUACUAUGAUUGAUGGAUUAGGUGUUGCUGGCUGGGGAGUUGGUGGAAUAGAGGCAGAGGCUGCAAUGCUUGGCCAGCCUAUGAGCAUGGUCUUGCCAGGUGUUGUUGGGUUUAAACUAACUGGAAAACUGAGAGAUGGUGUGACCGCCACUGAUUUGGUUUUGACAGUAACCCAAAUGCUUAGGAAGCAUGGGGUUGUUGGCAAGUUUGUGGAAUUUUAUGGGGAAGGCAUGAGCGAACUUUCAUUAGCUGACCGUGCCACUAUUGCCAACAUGUCUCCUGAGUAUGGUGCAACCAUGGGAUUCUUUCCAGUGGAUCAUGUCACUCUGCAUUAUCUGAAACUGACUGGCCGAAGUGAUGACACAGUUUCCAUGAUAGAAUCCUAUUUGCGGGCUAAUAAGUUGUUUGUCGACUACAGUGAGCCUCAGAGCGAGAGAGUGUACUCUGCUUGUCUCGAACUGAAUCUUGAGGAUGUCGAACCAUGCAUUUCAGGGCCCAAGAGGCCACAUGAUCGAGUUACUUUGAGAGAAAUGAAAGCAGAUUGGCAUGCAUGCUUGAAUAAUAGAGUUGGAUUCAAGGGAUUUGCUAUACCCAAGGAAGCUCAAACUAAGGUUGUGGAGUUCUCAUUUCACGGGACUCCUGCACAGCUUAGGCAUGGGGAUGUUGUUAUAGCAGCUAUCACUAGUUGCACAAAUACCUCAAACCCUAGUGUAAUGCUUGGUGCUGCUUUGGUUGCAAAGAAAGCUUGUGAGCUAGGAUUGGAGGUCAAACCAUGGAUUAAGACAAGUCUUGCUCCAGGUUCUGGGGUUGUAACCAAGUACUUGCAGAACAGUGGCUUGCAGAAGUAUUUGAAUGAGCUUGGGUUCAAUAUAGUUGGUUAUGGAUGCACUACCUGCAUUGGAAACUCUGGAGAUAUUGAUGAAGCAGUGGCAGCAGCUAUCACUGAAAAUGAUAUUGUUGCGGCUGCUGUGUUGUCUGGAAACCGUAAUUUUGAGGGCCGUGUUCAUCCUUUAACGAGGGCUAAUUAUCUUGCUUCCCCGCCUCUUGUUGUUGCAUAUGCUCUGGCUGGCACUGUGAAUAUUGAUUUUGAAACAGAACCCAUUGGGGUGGGAAAAGAUGGAAAGAAGAUACAUCUCAGGGACAUCUGGCCAUCCAACGAAGAAGUUGCACAGGUUGUUCAAACAAAUGUGCUGCCUGAUAUGUUUAAGGCCACAUAUCAAGCUAUCACUCAAGGGAAUCCCAUGUGGAAUCAAUUAUCUGUACCUUCUGGCACUCUUUAUGCUUGGGAUCCAAAAUCAACUUAUAUACACGAGCCACCCUAUUUUAAAAGCAUGACCAUGUCUCCUCCAGGCGCCCAUGGUGUGAAAGGAGCUUACUGCUUGCUCAACUUUGGAGAUAGUAUUACAACUGAUCACAUCUCACCUGCUGGUAGCAUCCACAGGGACAGUCCUGCAGCUAGAUAUCUUAUGGAACAUGGUGUUGAUAGAAGAGACUUCAACUCUUAUGGAAGUCGCCGUGGUAAUGAUGACAUUAUGGCAAGGGGCACCUUUGCUAAUAUUCGUCUCGUCAACAAGUUGUUGAAUGGAGAAGUUGGGCCUAAAACAAUUCAUAUUCCCACUGGGGAAAAGCUCUCUGUGUUUGAUGCUGCCAUGAGGUACAAGAGCGAGGGGCACGAUAGCAUUAUUUUGGCCGGUGCUGAGUAUGGGAGUGGAAGUUCUCGUGACUGGGCUGCCAAGGGUCCAAUGUUACUGGGUGUGAAAGCUGUGAUUGCAAAAAGCUUUGAGCGAAUUCACCGCAGUAAUUUGGUGGGUAUGGGCAUCGUUCCCUUGUGCUUCAAGGCUGGGGAGGAUGCUGAUACUCUUGGAUUGACUGGGCAUGAACGGUACACCAUUGAUCUUCCAAGCAGUGUGAGUGAAAUUAGACCUGGUCAGGAUGUCACAGUGGUUACAGACAGUGGCAAAUCAUUCACAUGCAUCAUAAGAUUCGAUACAGAGGUGGAAUUGGUUUAUUUUGAUCAUGGAGGCAUUCUGCAAUAUGUCAUAAGGAACUUGAUCAAAGCGAAACAAUGAUUCGCCGGAAACCCCUUUUCUACAAUGGAUGGACUGCGCGGGUAGCAAAUUUUCUCAACAUCAUAUGGCAACAUGGUUCAUUGUUCCAAUGCUGAAGCAGACCAGAGCAAAUUUAAUGAAUAAACCAAGCAACUUAAUGGGUGCAGUCAUAUUGAAUUGCUUUUUAUUGGGAGGUUUUGAGAGCAGGACACUAAACACUUCAAUUUUCAAUAAUAAGAUAUCUGAUAGUACUUUUAUGGGACAAAAUUUUGAUGAAUAAAGAUUCCUGUUUAAUAUUCCACUUGUAA
Messenger RNA from Pistacia vera, 3107 nucleotides. RefSeq names its product aconitate hydratase 1. Gene Ontology annotation, biological process: citrate metabolic process; tricarboxylic acid cycle. The transcript has 20 exons. The record is from RefSeq and is a predicted model, not a curated record. Gene Ontology annotation, molecular function: 4 iron, 4 sulfur cluster binding; aconitate hydratase activity. The coding region runs from base 118 to 2820 and encodes 900 amino acids. NCBI's taxonomy places the organism in Eukaryota, Viridiplantae, Streptophyta, Magnoliopsida, Sapindales, Anacardiaceae. Gene Ontology annotation, cellular component: mitochondrion; cytosol.